ACCACCGCGCGCAGAGCACGGUACCUUGUGAGAGGAAAUCCCAUCCUGCGAGUUUUUCUCAGUGUCGAUUGUCGUCUGAUUAUUCAGUUAAAUACACCCAAAGGCUCUUUUAAGAGCCCAGCACAGAACGUUUUUGGCUUUUGUCAAUUGUCGUCUGAUUAUUCAGUUAAAUACACCCAAAGGCUCUUUUAAGAGCCCAGCACAGAACGUUUUUGGCUUUCAGCUACACAAGUCAUCUUAGACUUUCAGUCUCUUGACCCAUCAGUGCCAAAGCUUCAGCAAGCACUGUGUGCUCAGCUGCUCUGGUCUCCACAGUUCAGGGAAAGAUGGACACAAAAAAAUAUGCAGUGGUGGAAUUUACAGAGGACAGUGCAGUGGAACUAGUCCCAACCUCGUGGUUGGAAGAGACCAAAGAGGGAACGUUCUGUUACUGGACAUUUGGAAACAUAAGGCAGCUUGUAAAAAACUGCACAAUGCCAGACAAAGGAAAGUGGAGGCGGUGUCUAAUAAAAAAAAUCUGGCUAAGAACAGACUCAUACACCAAAGGUGUCCAGAAAUGCCGGCGUGUUGUGGAGACCUCAAAUAUUGAAACAGAGGAAAGCUCCACAACGAAAAAAAAGAGGGCACACAAAAAGCCAACAAGAUAUCUGUCUGAAACAGAUUCCUCCUCAGAUGAUGAUAGCAGAGUUUUCCCAACUGAGAAUAAAACCCUUUCAAAACCUCUUCCACCCAAAUAUAAGCCAUUCUCCAAUUUUCAGCCUCUGGACAAUGCAGAAGCAUCACCGCCAGCAUCCCGGCUAUCGUGUAUGGCACAACCCCUUCAAGCUGCCUCACAGCUCCUCUUAGAAGAGCACUGGGGUUCUUCAGAAGCAGCAACAAAGAACUAUCGCACAAAAGUCUUGCAAAAACUGCAAGACAUUGCAGAAACCCAGCAAGACAUCUUAGCGAUGCAAAGAAGCAUACUGGCUGCUGUUGCUGGGACGGUGACAGUGACUGAGGAAGGGGGGGACAUCCUGGAAAAUGGACCAUGCCAGACUGUGGAUGAGCUGAAUACGCUAAACACAGAACUGGGAAAUAAGGACAAAAGGACCAAGCUGAUGAACUACCUUCGAUCGCUUGGAGGAACAAAUUCAGGGGCAGCCGUGCGCAAAAUGUUGCGCAAGGUUGCAUCAAACAACGUCUUGAGUGCCUACAGUUUAAAAGGGAAAAAAGGGAAACUAGCCUUCAAAGACUUAAUUAUCUGUGAUAUAAUUAUAGGAGCAACGCAAAAGCUUUUUAGGUCUUUAAAGGCAGCUGACGUGGAAGACCUUAUUUCAAUGGUGCUAAAAUUUGCCCCACACAGGCAUUUAAAAUGGUAAGCAAUAAUGCUAAUUUUGUUUUGAGAUUAUCAAUUAUCAAUGCUAUGUCAGUAAGAGUUGGUGGUAGCCUACACCAUUGUUUUGUCAUUAAUAGGCUCUUUUUUAUUACUCAGUAUGACUCUGACAUUCAGUUUAUAUCAUGGCAUGACUCAUCAAUUCUAUCGAUUUAUGACCUAAAAACUAGACUAUUUCUAAAUAUUCGCAUAUAUAAUAAAUCUUAAACAAGUAAUGAAAAAUUAGAGACUCGUUUUUCUCAAAUGGAUCCACACAGUUAUUAAUAAUUAACCCAAACACUGUAUCGCGACUUCUGGAACAGUCUUCCUUGCUUUGUCAUGCGUAUAUUUCUCAUGCGCCAUCACAUCCAGCACAUCUAUGGCCACUAGCCUAUUGCGCUUUUGCGCUACAUUUGUAACAAUUAUAGUUAACUAACAAAAACUAAAACUAUUAAAAACAUUUAUGCUAAUCGAAAUAAACCUGAAAUAUAAUAAAAUAUAAAUAAUAGUUGAAAAACCUAAACUAAACGAAAAUGAGAAAUGUUGCCUUGUCAAUAUCCUUUCGUUUUUUCCCCCUGACUUUCAACCGACGCGAUCAUUAUCCUUUCACCUUUCAUUAACCGACAAGAUUAUGCUAAAUUAUAAUUAAACAAAAUUAGAAUGAAGACAAAAAAUCCAGGGGUUUAGUUUUAGCCUACAAUACAGGCACAAAUAGCAGAAUAAACAACAGAACACGAGGAUUCAUAUUCAUCAUCAUCAUCACGCACCGGCAGCGCUUCUCGGAGAAAAAAAUAGGGUAAAAUCAUAUAAAAGGAAUAAACAGCCUAUGCCUAUACGCGAAAUAUAUUUCACUUAAACGAUUAACAGAUAAAAAAAAAAUGAAAGAAAAAACUGCGACAAGUAAUAGUCUAUAUGCUGAGUUUCGGUUCAUUUUUGAGAAGCUCAAAGGAAAAGGAGACGGCCGAAAAUUACUUUUGUUUUCUUUAUUUUACAAGCAAUGUUUUGUUUUUAUUGUGAGUGUACAAAAAUAAUAAGCCUAGCCCUUCACAGAUUCGAAUGAAUGAUGUUACUCUUAUGACCAUAAACUUCUAAGUAUUUUAAGUUUUUUCCGCUUUUAUAAGAAAAUUCAAGUGAUAGCGCCGGCGCCUCACGGGCACGCACAACAUAAGAAUUUUUAGUAACUUGACAUUGCAGCCUGUUCAUUGUCAAAAUAAAAUACAGUCAACUAUAUAAAAAGUUACACUCCUCAUUUUAAAUAGUCUGUGUACAAUCACAGAGUUUAAAUAAUAGUUUAGCAUCCAAAUACAUGGUGAUAUAACAUUUGGAUUUGUGCCAAAUGAGAGAGGUCGGUUAACGCCGGUUUCUGUUUCAAGUUUUAAAUGAAUUCAUUUUGGCUUGACGUUUAUAUAUUAGAUUUUUCAUUCUUAUUCUGUUCUGAAUAAUACUAUUAAGUUUUAAAGA
Messenger RNA from Megalobrama amblycephala (Wuchang bream), 2812 nucleotides. RefSeq lists its product as uncharacterized. The record is from RefSeq and is a predicted model, not a curated record. The transcript is spliced from 17 exons. NCBI's taxonomy places the organism in Eukaryota, Metazoa, Chordata, Actinopteri, Cypriniformes, Xenocyprididae. The coding region runs from base 327 to 1358 and encodes 343 amino acids.